This is a messenger RNA of Hylaeus volcanicus, 1189 nucleotides long. RefSeq lists its product as uncharacterized. The transcript has 5 exons. Lineage: Eukaryota; Metazoa; Arthropoda; Insecta; Hymenoptera; Colletidae. The coding region runs from base 53 to 1189 and encodes 378 amino acids. The record is from RefSeq and is a predicted model, not a curated record.
UUUUUUUAGAAAAUUUAAAAAAUGAAAGGGAUGUGAUACUAGUAAAACACGAAUGCUUCAUUUCAAUUUCUCCGGUUUAUGUUAUUUCUGUAUUGUUUUUCUAUAUUAUUUAUUAAAUGUCUUACGUCAAAUAAACGCAAGUAGAAUGACUGAACGACUCGAUCCAUUUUUUCAUGGUCAUUUGACGAUAGGAAAUAAGCGUUAUCAAGCUAUGUGCGAUUGUCGUUUACCUACACAAACAUUAUCAGAACCCCUAUCAGAUGCAUUUCAAUGUAAGCCAAGUAAAAUUCUUAUAACACAGGACCAUGGAAAAAAAAGCUAUAAAGCAGAAACGUUAAGAAAAAUGUAUGCGCAACCACGAGAUAUCAUUUUUGUAAAGCAAAACACACAUAUGUUUGCUUGUAUGGAUGAUCGUAUUGCGGAACCGAGAAUGAUGAUUCCGGGUGGUGAUCUUGGAGAAUUCAUUUUAGGAUUAUUUGUUUAUAAAACUUUACUUGGUACCACUGAUUCCUUAACUAGACGCGAAAUUAAAAAUUUGCUAUUAAAAUUUGUUUCAACACUCCCUACGUCCCGUCGUUUUUAUCAUUGUAACGAUGAAAACUCUGUGAAUGAAAUUGAAAAAGUUUUUAGCAUUAUAGGUUUUGACAUGAGACAACCACAAGCAUCUAUUAAACCAUCACUAUUAGAAAUGAUAGCAGAUCCUCGGUAUCAAGGAGAUCUUCAUAUACGUUCGCUUUUAAAGUUUCCAGAUCGUUACCAUAUUUCCAAAAAUUUAGUCUUGAACGCUAUUCAAUCUUUUUAUGAAAUACUUUGGGGCGAACCAAUUCAAGCUCAAAACCGGCUAUAUGUUGAUAUUUUGACAGGAAACCAUGCUCCAGAAGCAUUUGUUGAAGUAGACGAAGGUAUGUCGUGUCAUAAUGCACAAUUUGUUCCUUUACUGCAACCUUACAAAAAUCGUGAUAAACUUAUUUCCAAAAUAUUUAUAGUCCAUACAACCGCCAUUCAACAUAGACGUCGUGAAAUGUCUCUAUUUUUACUAAAUGAAGCUAAAAAAAAAACAAAUAUCUCUUCAACUAUGACAGAAAAAGUUGUCUAUACUCGGUUAGAAAAAUAUGGACUUGAAUGGUUGGAAGCUACUAUGGGACUCGCUUGUACAAAUGUUACGUUUUUCAAGAUAACUUUCCAAUGA